Molecule: messenger RNA, 408 nt
Organism: Trypanosoma grayi
Lineage: Eukaryota; Euglenozoa; Kinetoplastea; Trypanosomatida; Trypanosomatidae
Exons: 1
Coding region: 1-408 (135 amino acids)
Source: RefSeq, a predicted model, not a curated record
AUGACGAACCCGUAUUCAUCCCCGCUCCCGGUCUGGCACCAGGUGGGGCUCCGUUCAUCCCCGCUCCCGGUCUGGCACCAGGUGGGGCUCCGCCCAUCCCCGCUCCCGGUCUGGCACCGGGUGGGGCUCCGCCCAUCCCUGGGCGCGGUGGCGCUGCACCCAUGGAUCUGGGUGCAGGGCCUCCAAGCCCGGAGCCGACGCCACUUUUUGCAGGGACUGGUCCCGCACUGCUACGCACAGGAUUCCCCGCGGCAGAAGCACCCGAAGGCCGGACGGGUCCUGCUGCGCCGUUCGCGGGCCCAGCAGAGGGUCGGGAAGGGUUCACGGUGCGAACAGGAGCCCUGGAACUCAUUUCUCUUGAAGCCUUACGAAGUGUAUGCCUGCUCGCUUUUAGCCAAACUAAGUUAG